AUCCAUUUCAUUUUGAUUCACGACAAUUGUAACGGGACAACAUGGCGACGCAGACGGCCCGCUACUACAGCGAAAGCGGCAGAGCGACAAAACGCCAAAAAACCGAUAGCGACGGGGGAAUGGCCACCGAAGGAUAUGAUGACCCUCAUAAGACGCUUCCCUCCCUUGUGGUGCAUGUCAGAGGAUUAGUGGAUGGGGUUUUGGAGGCAGACAUUGUUGAAGCUCUUCAAGAGUUUGGAACCAUCAGUUAUGUCGUGCUGAUGCCCAAGAAACGCCAAGCCCUGGUUGAAUAUGAGGAUAUGAGUGGAUCUUGCAAUGCAGUUACUUAUGCCAACGACAACCAGAUCUACAUUGCCGGACAUCCUGCAUUCGUAAACUACUCUACCAGUCAGAAGAUUUCCAGGCCAGGUGACCCGGAUGACUCCCGCAGUGUUAACAAUGUUUUGCUUCUCACAAUCAUGAACCCCAUUUAUCCUAUUACCACGGAUGUUCUUUAUACUAUUUGCAACAACUGUGGUCCUGUUCAAAGAAUUGUCAUCUUCAGGAAGAAUGGUGUGCAGGCCAUGGUGGAAUUUGACUCCGUUCAGAGUGCCCAAAGGGCCAAAGCUUCACUCAACGGGGCUGAUAUAUACUCUGGCUGCUGCACUCUAAAGAUAGAGUAUGCUAAGCCAACACGCCUCAAUGUGUUCAAGAAUGACCAGGACACGUUUGACUAUACCAAUCCGAACCUGGGCAGCCAAGGUGCAGAUGCUGAUGGCAAUGGGGGCAAUCAAGAUAUGAAUGCCAACCCCAACAAGCGCCAGAGGCAGCCGGCUCUGCUGGGAGACCACCCUCCAGAGUAUGGUGGUUAUCAGGGAUAUCAAGAUGAGAGCUAUGGUGGACCCUAUGAAGGGCGACGAAUGGGGCCACCCAUGGGUGCUCCAAGGCGUGGUGGUACCAGUCAGCGGUAUGGGGCACAGUACGGCCCCCCUCCUCCACCCCCAGGAGAAUACGGCGCACAUGCGGACUCGCCGGUGGUCAUGGUCUACGGCCUGGAUCCCGUGAAAAUAAAUGCAGACCGGGUCUUCAACAUUUUCUGCCUGUAUGGAAAUGUGGAGCGGGUGAAAUUCAUGAAGAGCAAACCUGGAGCUGCCAUGGUGGAGAUGGGAGACUGCUAUGCUGUCGAUAGGGCCAUCUCGCAUCUCAACAAUAACUUCCUGUUCAAUCAGAAGCUUAACGUAUGUGUGUCUAAGCAGCAGGCAAUCAUGCCUGGCCAGUCCUAUGAGCUUGACGAUGGGACGAGCAGCUUCAAAGACUUCCACGGCAGCAGGAAUAACCGCUUCACUUCUCCAGAGCAGGCAGCAAAGAACCGCAUUCAGCACCCAAGCAACGUCCUUCACUUUUUCAAUGCGGCACCUGAAGCUUCACCAGACGUCUUCACCAGGAUGUGUGAAGAGCUUGGAGUGAAGAGCCCAUCCAAUGUCAAACUUUUUGCAGCAAAAGGUUCCUUAUCAGAGAGGAGUUCAACAGGACUUCUUGAAUGGGAGUCUGUUAAUGAUGCAAUGGAAGCCCUUGCCAUGAUGAACCAUUACCAGAUGAAGAACCCCAAUGGCCCAUACCCAUAUACACUUAAGCUGUGCUUCUCUACUGCACAGCAUGCAAACUGAGCAGAAUCUUUCAUCAUGUCCCAGUAUCUUCGCUCACCUCAUCACUUUCCUGCUACAUUUAUUGUCUGUCAUUUGUGCAAGUGUAAGUGCAGACGUGUUGAGUCUUUAUAUUGAUUGAGCCACAUGCUGAGAGUGAAACUGACUGAACUGUCACCAUAUUGUUUUUAAUGGACAAGGAGAGUUGAAAUGCUUUUGUACCAGUAUUUUUUGUUACAAUUUUCUUUUCUUUUUUUUUUCUUUUGUUUCCCAUUUUUGGCUGUUAAGUCUGUGCUUAGCACCUCACUUUUAGAAAAGUUAACCAGUAAAGAAGAGACUGCAAUUUUAUUUUAUUAUUUUAUUUUAUUUUUUGGAUUGUAAAAUAAAAUGAGUGAUGAUGGGUCUUUGUUGUGAUUGCUUGUGUGAGGGAACAGUUGUGACUCAUGUUUUAAAAUGCUUGAGUUUUUUUUUUUUUUUUUCUUCAAUAGCUGCCUAAGAUGUUAGUGCUCAGCAUAUAUUUGCAAUCUGGAAAAUAAAAUGUAAUCAAUUUAAUAAAGAAAUA
Molecule: messenger RNA, 2184 nt
Organism: Xyrauchen texanus (razorback sucker)
Lineage: Eukaryota; Metazoa; Chordata; Actinopteri; Cypriniformes; Catostomidae
Gene: hnrnpl2
Product: heterogeneous nuclear ribonucleoprotein L2
Exons: 14
Coding region: 42-1646 (534 amino acids)
Biological process (GO): regulation of RNA splicing; mRNA processing
Cellular component (GO): nucleus
Molecular function (GO): mRNA binding
Source: RefSeq, a predicted model, not a curated record